This is a messenger RNA of Haliotis rubra (blacklip abalone), 4257 nucleotides long. RefSeq lists its product as uncharacterized. Bases 373 to 987 code for a protein of 204 amino acids. The transcript has 6 exons. The record is from RefSeq and is a predicted model, not a curated record. Lineage: Eukaryota; Metazoa; Mollusca; Gastropoda; Lepetellida; Haliotidae.
UGUUGCUUAGCGUUGGCAACUUCGCAUAGACAUUUAGGAAGUUUGAUCAGCAAAGUAAUUAACAAACAACGGGGCUGACAUAAUCUAUCUCAAAAUCUGAAAUAUCCAGAGAAAGCGUACCACAUUUCAUCUGUUGGAAAAUAUUACGAUAAUUAAUCCCGCUUAAUUAUCGCUGUGAGGAAUGCCACAUAAUUGAGGACGGUUUAGCAGAGGACAGAUUGUAGGCGGAGAGUGACAGUUCUCAAGCCUUCGUUGUGUGUGAGUCGAUGUUUACGGACAGGAUGUACCGCGCAACGCAGAAAUGUAAAGCCUAAUGGAUAUACCCCUGGUGAAGAUAGGAAGGCCAAGAGUACGUGAGACAACAGCAACAGCAUGGAGAAACAGCCUCUCCAUAGCAGCACCUCAGGGGGCUAUGCCCGAGAACCAUUCUUCCUGGCGAAUAUCACCAUCAUCUGUAGAUUGUGGGGUCUCGCUACCAUUGCAGUGAUAUGGGCUGGAGCCGUGACGACGAUACAAUCCGGACAUGACCAGUACUACGUCGGCUGGUACCUAGUAGGAGCUGGGGUCGUGGUGACAUGGUUUGAAAUAACCUGGUUCUUUGACAAGUCAGCUUGUUGUCUACGUGAAGGAUGCUGCUGCAAGUGCUGGUCGAUCAUGAUGUGGGUGGACAACUGGAAGAAGGGCAUCUUUUACCUUGCCCUGUCCAUCCCGACCUUCAUCAGCGGUAUGAGAAUCAUACUUGGUAUGGUCAGUGGUCUCCUGCUCAUCGUCCUCGGCUGUCUGUACAUCGUCAAGACCUUCAAGUACGGCAUCGUCUACACCAAGCAUGAGACGCGCUACGUGAGCACGUCCACGCCCAAGGUGAGCAUGGUGACUCACGAGAUCUCAACUCAAACCGACGACGACAUGUACUACAGUCUCCUGGCGGAGUAUCAGCGUCGGCAGCAGGAGCAAGAGAACCUUCAACAGCUACGGCAGAUGCCGUGACCCAUGUCGUGAAUCUAGCAGUUGUAUGGGGUUAGGGGAGUAGAGGGAGAAGAGGAAGGGAAGUAGAGUAUACAUUAGUACGUUGAUCUCAGAGAAGGUGGGUGCCAAUCAUCAAGUUCAACGAAAUACACUGGCAUCGUAAUGGGGAGGGGUGUUGAGGCAAGGGCGGGGUGGGAUGGGGUGACUCAAACCAAGCUCAACUAGAUGUAUGGGGCGGGGAACAGGGCUAGGGAGGAUCUCAAGGCAAGUCAUAAGCUAUAUGCAGUUUGGACGACAUUUAAAUACGUCACAACUACAAAAUCUGAUUGGUCUCAAUCGGACACCGUGCAGUAACACGAACGUUAACAUUUGUGUGUAGAUGGACUUCAGUGGAUACCUCGAGGACAACGGUGUGACUAUUGUGUGAUAAUAGUGUGAUGAUGGUGUGCAGAUCAGCUGUGUUGACUCGGACACAAGGUCUGUGUUUCCUACAUGGGUACCUGUAGUGGUCGGGUUUCAGGGAUACCCUCACAACUGCAGAUCACCAUCUCGGCAUGGCAUUAACAUGAAUGUACAACAACAGAAACUGUAUGUCAGACGUCGAUUAAGUGUUAGGAUUCUGGUGCGUACGUUCAGUCUAAAGAUGACGAUUCGCUGAAUACAAAGUGAUGAACAAGCAAAAAGUGCGUACAGCCGAUCAUCAUGGUAAGAAACUUUUGAACAAAAUGGAACUGAAACCAGUGGGAUAUAACAGAGUGGUAUCUUUUAGAAAUUAGACAUUUGAUCGUGGAAGAGUUGUCAUGAAUAAACAGUCCCUGGAUUCAUCAAACACAGCAAGAUGGCCACCGUAGUACAAGGCCACUGCCAGUUUGCGGCGUGUUUAGUUGUGGACACAGGUACGACUCGCGUACUUCCGUCAACUCGGAAUAUCACACUGAACGGCCUGGAGUAGGGGUACACACCCUACAUAACUUGUCAGAAACACUCGUGACGUGUAUUUAUUGUGCUCUUGGUAGACCGACAUGUAAUAUUAUGUGAUAAUGUUCGAAGAGGUACUGACCUUCACCCAAGGUGAUGUUGUGGUUGGUUAUAUAACCACUCAUGGAAGAAAGGCGAAUCCAUACACGUCUAGACUUCACAGAACCACAUUUCAUGCCGCUCUUAUUUUGUUUUUGUUUUUCACCCUGUACGACCUGCCUCCAGCAUGACCUCAUAUGCAUAGCUGGAAUAUUGCUGAGUUCGGCGUUAAACUAAACUCACUAACUCAUUGCCCUCGGUAUGACAGUCACAUACAGACAGAUGCAAGAAACGUCAUGGCCAGUCUGGGGCACCUGGGCCUUCUUUGACAAAGCACUAAGGCCACUAAGGUAACCUUAGUGCAGUAUUAAAGAAUGGGAGUUCAGGUUAACCUUAGUAAAGGUUGCUUCGUGAAAGGAGCCCCUUGUAUCAUAUUAGCCUGGUAGGGUUCAUCAUGUCCACGCGUGCUCAAGACUAACACAAGUAUACUUCGAACUUUAAACCAAAUGGUUCUUUUUGACGAACUCUGAUCUCAAACAUUUAUCAUAUGUACUUCAUGUUUUGUUAAACAACCUUAAGAUUGUAAAGAAUGUAACUGUUUCGUUUAUGUACAACGAACACAUAGAUCCAGCCGGUGACGGAUGCCAGAUGUUUAACCACAAUGUACAUACUGUCACUACACUGGGUUUCAUUUCCCUCGUCUUGCCGUGGAAACAUCACUAUAGGAAAGAUAGACCAUUAAUGUAAAUUGGCUUCCAUUUCCCUUGUUGCCAUGGAAACCUCCUUAUUCAAAAGAUAGACCAUUGUUGUACAUUAGGUUCCAUUUCCCUUGUGUUACCAUGGAAACCUCCUUAUUCAAAAGAUAGACCAUUGUUGUACAUUAGGUUCCAUUUCCCUUGUGUUGCCAUGGAAACCUCCUUAUUCAAAAGAUAGACCAUUGUUGUACAUUAGGUUCCAUUUCCCUUGUGUUGCCAUGGAAACCUCAUUCAAAAGAUAGACCAUUGUUGUACAUUAGGUUCCAUUUCCCUUGUGUUGACCACUUGACUAAGAUCAUUGCCCUAAGUAAUUCAAUGAUGUUAAUAUUAACCCCCUCGACCAACUUGCAAAAAAACCACUUUAGUUCUAGACAGUUGCAACCCUGUGUCACGUUGUACAGAUGGGUUCUGAUGAUGUGGUGGGACCUGUCUUGAAGGAGAAUCCGCUCUUAUUGCUUGUCUGGUACCUCACCGCUGAGUAACACACAUACAUCUGUGCUUGUGUAUUAACCUGUGAUAUUCUUCAAAUGCAGAUAUAAGCAUCUUUUGUCUGUCUUGUGUACCAUGAAACUUGUUUCCUGGGUGUAGAAAGCUUUGAGCCAUGUCUACAUUGUCAUUAAAAUACGAGUCUUUCAAAAAUUGAUAUGCGCGUAAUUGUCUCUCUGCUUUAACGGGAUCAAGUUCUCAAUAUUAAAACAGGAGUCCUAAGGUAAGAACACAUUAGUGUCCCCUACGUAUGUACCAUAGAAGGAUCCUUGCUCUUUGAAUGCUCUAACUGGACGUUGGUGUAUAAAGUACCUCUAAUUUAAACCCUUGUUCAUAAAGGAAACCCCAUAUAUGUGUGUAAAUUGCACUAAAGGACACUUUAAUAUAAUAAUCAUAAUAUAUUUCAUUAUAUCGUAUUAUUAUUUUGUAAUUACAUCACUUUAGUUAUAAUUCUACCCAAACCGGGAUGGUUAGCCCCAAUCCAAAUUGAUUAUUAUACUCCAGUACCAUAUUUCUAGUAGGAAGUGCUCAAGCAGAUAAGAAAAUUGGCCACAAGAAAAUUAAGUGAGUUGCCACAGAUAGAGCGAUAGUGAACAAGUUUCGUUCAAACAGCAACCACACUAAAAAUGUAUAUAACAGUUGGUAGGCAUAUCCUCCUUCCCACUGCUGUAAAUAAUCUGUGAUAUACCCAUGAAAAUAGGGACUGUCAUGUUUUUCGGUCCUGGCAAAGGGGAUUUCCUAGAGAUUACAUAUCUCACAGGGUGCUAUUUCAGCAGUGUGUUUCAUACAGGGUGCUGUAACAGUGGCCUCCAACCCCUGGGAACUAACAUGAGUGUGUAACUGGUAAUCCCUGACUGUUUGAUGGUGAUUUGGGCCAGUGCCGGAUCCGCGAUAAAUGCUCAUGUGAUAGUCUUUCCCAAGUUAAGAAGAGCCUUGCUUGUUUUCUUUCAAACACUUUCUUUUAAAGACACAAAUGUGUUGAUGAAAACUGUACUAUAAUCUCUUUGAACUGUAAAUAAAGUUCUUUCUUUCA